This is a messenger RNA of Thermothielavioides terrestris NRRL 8126, 1856 nucleotides long. RefSeq lists its product as uncharacterized. Gene Ontology annotation, cellular component: centrosome; cytosol; nucleoplasm. The coding region runs from base 111 to 1778 and encodes 555 amino acids. Lineage: Eukaryota; Fungi; Ascomycota; Sordariomycetes; Sordariales; Chaetomiaceae. The record is from RefSeq and is a predicted model, not a curated record. The transcript has 6 exons.
CUCAACAACGCAUAAUCAGCCCAUCAACUCACUUCAGCCACCUUCCUCCACAACGCAACAGCCUGCUCUAGCUGCGGACAACCCGUAUUUGAUCACAGGGCGGCUUCGACAUGUCGUGGUAUAAACUCUCAGGCGCAGCGGCGCAGGUGGAGUCGACCGAGUCCCCCGAGGCAGCGCGCAAGCAUCUCUCCCAUCAUGUUCCGGAAUCGUUCACCCUCGGAGAGCUCGCGGACGCGGUAAGAGAGCCCCUGGGCAGGGCCUCUGCGACGAAGCCGGCAGUGAGCAGCACCAACAUUGCCGAGGUGCGUGCACAACUCCUGGCCGUCCUCGUCUGCCUGCGCUGCGAAGACCGUGUCCGGCGGUCAUCCGCAGACCAGGACGCUGUCGGAGACCUCGCAAACAGCAUCACCAAGAUCAUCGCUCCCGCCGUCUCUCAGGGGGAAGGCGUAGAUCAAGACGGUGACCUACCCGCAGUCUUCAACGAGACCCUCACCCAGGCCCGCGAACAGCUCGUCCAAUACUGCACGACCUUUUCCUCUCUCGGCAUCCAGUCUCUCGAAGCGCUCAUGAAGCUCGCCAGCCCCGUGCGGCUGGACGACGAGGUCCUGCUCACCCUUGUAGCCUUCGCAGAUCAGACGCGUGACUGGACGACGCCCGAGGCCAAGGCCGCAGCAACGAGGCUUCUCGAGCAGCAGUUCAGGGAUGCGAUGCCCACGAAGGAGCACUUCAUCACCGAGGUUGUCCUGCAGAGCUACCUCCGCCCGCUCUUCUCCAGGGCCAAACCGGCAUCCAUCACGGCGUCCGGUCGGAAGGCAGAGUACGCGGACAGCUCGGCGGCUCGCGGCGAGAACAUCCCGGACGACUCGGCCUUGACCAAGCCGUGGAAGUACACCGACCUCCGAGCCAUCCCGGCCGUAGCGUGGGCAGUCCAUGAAGCAGACACCCAACUGAUUGCCCAGCACUGGCCUCUCUUCAUCCCCGUCCUCCUCGCCCUAGCCGACGACUCAACCACGCCGAUCCGCCGGCAGGGCUUGCUCACCCUGACCGACUUCCUGUCCAAGUUCCCAGACAGGACGCUGCACGACACGGGCCUAGCCAAGGUCUUCGAAGACGCCGUCUUCCCGACCCUCGCCUUCCUCCCCAGCCUGACGCCCGAGGCCGAGUCGGUCGAGCUGCUCGAGCCCGCCUACGGCGCGCUGCUCAGCCUCGCGAACAAGCAGCCCCGCGCUGGCAAGGACGGCAUCCCCGGCGGGCCGAAGAACGGCCUGCUGGACAGAAUGCUCCGCGACGGCGUGUUCAUGGCGUAUUUCCACGCCAAGGCGCACGUCCGCCUCGUCGAAGUGCUCUGCCAGCAGACGGAGGCGAUCGUGAACGAGAUGGGCAUCCACGCCGUGAAGCAUCUCAAGGACCUGAUCCCAAUGCUCUCCGCCAUCAUGACCGACCCGUUCGCGCCCGUCGCUCCGGGGACGCUUCUGGCCGCCGUCGGCGCGCUCCAAGCGGUCCUCGCCAACUGCUGGCCGCGGAUCCCGGCCUCGCCCUGGCAGGACGAGAUCAUCAACGCGCUCGCCCUCUGCUGGCUGCACGUGGCCGAGCACGACAGGCGUGCGGCGGGCACAGAAGCAACCUACGCCGCCAUCGAGCGGCAGCUGGCGACCUCGGCCCAGGCGCUCGCAGCCGUGCUCAAGACGGCCGAGCAGGGGCCGAUCAAUCUGUCGUCACAUGUCGCGCCGCUGCUGGCGAAGGAGCCCCGCCUGGCCCAGCUGUUCCCAUCCAGCUGAACCUUCCCCAGUUUCUCUUUUUCUCGACGCCGGGUUAUUCCCCCCGGCCCCCCGGUCGCAGCCGACUCACCGCCCCGC